This is a messenger RNA of Ictalurus punctatus (channel catfish), 2760 nucleotides long. RefSeq names its product protein kinase, AMP-activated, beta 1 non-catalytic subunit, a (gene prkab1a). The transcript is spliced from 8 exons. Gene Ontology annotation, cellular component: cytoplasm; nucleus; nucleotide-activated protein kinase complex. Gene Ontology annotation, molecular function: protein kinase binding. The record is from RefSeq and is a predicted model, not a curated record. Lineage: Eukaryota; Metazoa; Chordata; Actinopteri; Siluriformes; Ictaluridae. Gene Ontology annotation, biological process: signal transduction. Bases 300 to 1106 code for a protein of 268 amino acids.
AUGCAAAUUAGUCUAUGACAAUAUCAGAGCUUCCAUUGGUUAAAGUUUCCGUUAAAAGAUUUGGCAACACGGUAUUUUCCUAUCUGGCAACCACAGCAUAGCGUUGCAGGGGGCGGGGCCGUGUUGAUGUCUUGCAGCUGAAAUCGACGUGGAUUUAAAAAAAUAAAAAAAAUAUAUAUAUAUUUUAAAAUGAAAUAAAACCAAAGACCUGUUAAAACUCACGUAUAUCUGUUUACUGUAAAGAGGAGCAUUUUCAAGGUCUUAUCCGCAGACCACACGGCUCCGCUUGUAAAGGCACCAUGGGAAACACAAGCAGCGAGAGGUCAGGAGUGGGGCAGGGUGAGAAAGCCAACCGCAGGGACAGCCGUGGCGCUAAAGAGGGGGACCGACCUAAAAUCCUCAUGGACAGCCCUGAGGACGCAGACAUUUUCCACGGAGAGGAUAUUAAGGCACCUUUAGAGAAAGAGGAGUUUUUAGCCUGGAGGCAGGACCUCGAGUCCAGUGAUAAGGCACUCUUGGCACGACCCACGGUGUUUCGUUGGACAGGUGCCGGAAAAGAAGUCUAUCUCUCUGGAUCCUUCGACAACUGGGCAAAUAAAAUUCCUCUGACCAGGAGUCAGAACAAUUUUGUCGCGAUCGUGGACUUGCCUGAAGGUGAACAUCAGUACAAGUUCUACGUGGACGGACAGUGGACCCACGACCCAUCUGAGCCCCUAGUGACCAAUCAGCUGGGGACGAUCAACAACAUCAUCCAGGUGAAGAAAACCGAUUUUGAGGUGUUCGAUGCUCUCAUGGUGGACUCGCAGAAAUGCUCGGAUAUGUCAGAUCUCUCAAGCUCUCCUCCUGGGCCAUACCAUCAGGACGCUUACGUACCCAAACAGGACGAGAAGUUCAAGUCUCCACCCAUCCUCCCUCCUCACCUGCUGCAGGUCAUCCUCAACAAGGACACGGGCAUCUCAUGUGACCCUGCAUUACUCCCUGAGCCCAAUCAUGUGAUGUUGAACCACCUCUACGCGCUGUCCAUUAAGGAUGGAGUAAUGGUUCUUAGCGGCACACAUCGCUAUAAGAAGAAGUAUGUCACCACCCUGCUGUAUAAACCCAUCUGACACCAGUGACAACUCUUUCUGCUCGUGAACUCUACCAUAUCUGCCAAGUUUCUAUCCACUCCACUACUGAGAACUAAUGUCUAGUGUAGGUGUACUCUCCUGCCUUUUUUUUUUUUUUUUUUUUUUAAAUAUUAUUUAUUUAUUUUAUUAAUAUGUGGCACUGGUUGCCAAGAGCUAACUGCUUAGAUGCUGUCAAUGGAAUGCAUAAAUUAAAAACAUCCAGCUUGGUAUGAAAAGAACAAUAACAGACAGAUGGGAUGGUAGAGACCAAAAAUGUAUGUAGAUAUUUCAAGUAACAUAAGUAAGGAUUAAACACUUGGAUGCGUGCUGUGCGAUGCGAGUUGCUAUUAGCACCCUGAAGUUGAUUAUUUUCCAAUAACGGGACUUCUUGGAGUGUUCUAUUCCCCUUAUAUCAUAGCGAUUACAAUUUUUAAUUUAUUAAUAAAUGACACAUGCGUUUGCAUGGUGGAUUAGUGGUUAGCAUGUUCGCCUCACACCUCCAGGGCCGGGGGUUCGAUUCCCAACGUGUGUGUGUGUGUGUGUGUGUGUGUGUGUGUGUGUGUGUGUGUGUGUAGUUUGCAUGUUCUCCCUGUGCUGCGGUGGUUUCCUCCGGGUACUCCGGUUUCCUCCCCCAGUCCAAAGACAUGCAUGGUAGGCUGAUUGGCACGUCUAAAGUGUCUGUAGUGCCCUGUGAUGGAUUUAAACCCUGUCCAGGGUGUAUCACGCCUUGUGCCCGAUGCUCCCUGGGAUAGGCUCCAGGUUCCCCGUGACCCUGAAAAGGGUAAGCGGUAUAGAAGAUGGAUGGAUGGACACAUCAUGCUUUUUAUCCAUUUAUAGUUACAUUUAACGUUGUGGAACGUUAAAAAAAAAAAACACAACGCUUGAAGUCCUCAAUCCUGAAAAAGUCACAACAUAACCUCUGACUGUUACAAAGUGCUGACACUGGGUACUCUUUUCAUAAAUGGUACAGUUACAGAAAUCUUUACCAUAUCACUUUCCAUUUUUAUUUAAUUAUGUGUAGCAUCCAACGUACAAGUGUGUAUGAGAACAAGCAUGUUAAUAUAAACCUGUGAUUUGCAGUCAGAGCUGCUUUUAUAGAUAAUUCAUCAACUUCGGACUAAUCCAGACUUCAACAGCGCUGUGGUGUAAUGUCAAAUAUCAGUAUGAGAUAAAGGCAACUGAAUCAGUGCUCAAGGUUGGGAUAUAUUUGUUGAGAAUGUUUGUAAAAUGGGGGGGAGGGGUAAAAAGUUUCAAAUGUGAGACUUGUUGCAUUUUUUUAAAAAAAAAAACGUUAUCUAGAAGAGUAUAUUACUUAAAUCACUGAAUACAGGUUGUGUGUGCCAAAAAAAAUGGACCAACUUGUAGCUAUAUAACUUGUACAUUUUAAUUUUAUCAUUCACAUAUUAAAAGCAUUUUGUAGUUUAUAUUGUUAGGGAAAUACAUGCAUAAUACCUUUUUGUUCUUUCUCUUCCUGAUACGAGGCAUGAUUUAUUUUGUAUUUUUAUAUGUUUCUCUUGGAAUACCUGACUAAUUUUCUGCAAUAGAAUAUCCUCAAUUGAUUAUUUUGUGCAGCAUGGUUGUGGGAAAUUUAAUGAAUACUCUCAACAGAGAGAAUUGAAACCAUUUGUCAAUAAACCUUCUUUUUUUUUUUUAA